UCGGAGGUGCAUGAGGAGGAGACAAGGACAGGGAGAGUAACUGGCCGUCCGUCCGUCCGUCCGCUGUAUUUACCACUGAAUGCUUCUCCAGGUCGCCAAAUCAGCCGCAACAACUGCAAUAAUGAUCCACUGUAACAGACUCGGGAUUCGAGUGAUCUGAUUUAUUCCUGGUCUGUUCUCAGCCUCUGGAACCCUAUCGGUGGGGCCUAGGGAAUGUGUCGCCCAAUCUAAAGCCUGGGUCGUGGAAAAAUAUUGGCUUCUAUUUCUGUACGUAUCUUAGCUGAACGCAAGUGGCUUGCGACCUGCGCCGAAUUAUGUUGUUUUGAAGAUUUGUGCAAUGAUGGGAUAGCUGUUGAAUUUGAUCAUGGCCGCCGAGUCUCAAUCGGGAUUUCAAUUAAAACGACGGUCACAAAAAAAAAUAAAUGGCUGACUCACCAGACCAAAGUGGCCAACUUUGAGAUGCUUCUGGAGAAGUGAAAAAUGGAACAGGUGAUUUCCUCAGGCACCAGAAGUGGAGCAUGACUAGGUUCAGCUGGGGUUUCUUUGCUGCAGCAAGGAAGGAAGCCCUGGCCUGCACCCUGCUGCAGAAGAGCACUUCACUGCACCUUUUCCCGCAGAGCACCAGUCCAGAUACUGGCACAGCAAGGAAAUGGAUUGAAGGGGAUUGUUGGGUGGCUCCAUUGGCCAAUAGUCAGGCAGGAGGAGAAUCGGGCCUACUGUCUCAGCUUCACAAAGGUCAAGCCCUGCCAGUAGUGCUGAGCCAAGGGUCGAAUGAAAUCCAUGAUAAGGAGGCAUUUUGGAGAAAGCUCUUUGCGAUGGGUCAAGAAUCCGGAAAAGCAGCUUGGCCCAGACCAGCAGGAGGUUAUCAGACUCUCACCGGAAGAAGAUAUGGGAGAAGGCAUGCUUAUGUUAGCUUUCGACCAUCUAUUGCCAAGCCAUGGAAACAUUUAAAAGAAAGUGAACACCAGUGGGAAGGAAUGGAGCUAAACACUGUUUCAAAAGAUAAUGGCUUAUCUGCCAGUGGAAUCUUAUCAACAAAUGAAUUGCUUUCACAAUGCACUGGAUAUGACCAAACUAUGGAUCCCAAAAAAGAUGUGGAUUUCGAGCCUCAAAAGGAGAAUAGAUUUUUGUCAUCACCUUUGAAUCGAGGACUUUUUCAAUGUGAGUCCAAUGAAUUUGUUUUACCCAGUGCUACAGAACCAUUAGGCAGUUAUUUAGAUAGCCAAAAUACCGAGUCCCCCAAGUGGUCAAUUCCUGGUGAUUUUUUUGAGACUGCCUCCAGAAAUCAGGGUGGCAUUGGUCUUGUAAACAUGGAUUCAUAUGAACCAGAAAGUAGUGAAGGAGAGGACGAAGAUUCAGCUACUCAUUCAUCCUUACAAAAAGAGGGAAAGCUUCAGAAAAGAUUGGACACAAUGCUUUCAGAGUUAGAAAAAGGUGUUGACUAUCUUAAUGGGCUACAAUCCUACCUCUCUGCUGUAAUCCAUGAUGGUAGCAACCAACAAAUUGAGCCACCGUGUUCUGUGGCAAUGGAUAAUUUGCCCAAUAUGGACAUUGCUGUUAAAGGACAUCAAAGUGAAUUGAAAGAGCAUCUGAAACCUUUACCAACAUUAGGAAAUGUGGAAGAAAUUAAUGGCUAUGUCAAGAUGGAGGAGAUUAAGGAGAAAAGAGAAAGGAAUCUUGAUAAGAGCUCACUGGGUGUCCAAGCUGGAGGAAACCUAUUCUGUUGUAUGACAGAGCAACCAAGCUCCUCAGAAAUGGUAGUAAGACCAAAGGUUAGGAAGGAGAGAACUGACACCCAUUCUAUAAGAGAUCUGCACUCACCUGAUGAUCUUUACGGCCAUUGUACAAAGGAAAUGAAAGGUAACAUUGAAUGUUGUGGAUCAAAUUUUGCCUUGUGGAAUUGCAUGGAUAAAAUCCAUAAAGAUUCAAGAUCUGGAUCUAAUGUCAAGGAAACAACUGGUAUUCAUAAAGAACAGGCUACCAACCAACAAGAAAAUCUUGAUGAUACCAUAACAGAUAACAGCUUCUGGGAUGACUUUGAAAAUGAUUGUAAUAUAGGGGAAGAGAGCAGCUCACUAAGCAGUGGUGAGGAGUGGUCAGCAAUAUGGACCUCUGAUUUUGUCUUAGAAAAAAUGCACUCUAGUGAUGAAAGCUGGGAAACCUUAUCAGGAGUUGAUGAACAACCAACUGAACCAAACAGCAUUAGUAGCAGCUUGGAUGAAGAAGCCUUUAACCACUACUUUACUGUGGGAGAACCAGCCUCCUUGGAAGAAGGAGAGAUUCCUUGGGUGGCAUUUAAUGAAGAAAGUGAUAGCACUAGUAGCAGCAGCAGCAGCAGCAGCACCGAUGAGACUGAAGGGCUAGGUCAACUUGGGCAUUCAGGACUUCUAAUUCUAAAUGACAGCAACAACUUUGAAGAUGAUUCCAGCAUAAGUGAAGAUUUGGAUAUGGAAUGGAGACUGCUAGAUGAACUUGGUGAAGGACUUGCAGCUCAAGCUAUAUCAUCUGUUGAUCCACAGCUCCUUACGUUCAUGGCUCUAGAAGAGCGAUUGGCUCAAGCAAUGGAGGCUGCUCUGGCACAUCUGGAAUCUCUGGCCAUAGAUGGGGAGCAAGCUCCACCUCCAGCUCCCAAGGAAACAAUUGAAUGCUUACCACAAGUUCCAAUCACUGAGGAGCAUAAUGGCCUGGAACAAUCCUGUGCUAUCUGUUGCAGUGAAUAUGUGAAAGAAGAUUUGGUAACAGAAUUACCAUGUCACCAUCUAUUUCAUAGACCAUGUGUGACCCUCUGGUUACAGAAGUCUGGGACAUGCCCUGUUUGUCGUCAUAUUCUCGCAUCGACACUUCCAGAAGCUGCUGCUGCUACUGCUACAUUUUUGUCAGAACCAGGAACCCCUCCUCCUACACGUGACGGUCCAACAAUCCGAUGAAGCUGGAUUCUGCCCAUUGAAUGUAAAAGGAAACUGCACUAUUUAAAUAGGAGCAGAAAGUAUGAAACAUAUGUUUGUGAUUUUGCUUGUAGGCUUAUUUUGUUAAAGGCUGACAAAACUGUCUUACUACUGGUGAGGUGUGUAAUUCUGCAUUAUAAUUAUAUGUAAAAACUUGAAUUAAUGGUUGUACUUUUGUGACAGCAAAUUAGACCUUGUAAAUAUUUUGGUGGGGGUGGAUUUAUGAUGUGUUUGAUUUGUUCUCUGUUUAAAUGAAAUUCGAAAUAUGCAUUUUAUUUUUAAAAAAUCAUGUAUUUUGAUGCUGAUAAUUGUAUUUGCAAAGAGCUUUUGGGCACAAAUGUAUGAAGGUUUAUUUUGAAAUUUAAUUCUGAGGUUUUUUUUUGUUUAACGCAGUAACACACUGACUUUACAUAGGGUGAUGGAGCGUGAGGAAGUUGUCUUAGUUCCAUGGGAUAAAAUUGUUUAGUUUCUUACAAUGGGACCAGCACAGUGCUCAUAAAUGAAGACAUCAUCUGAUAUCACAACAGCAUUGAGUUCUGUUUCACCUCCAAUAAAGUGCAUCAUUAAAACUGUAAGCACCGCCAUACUCUUUAAAUUGAAUGUCAUCGCUAAUUCAAAAUUCUAGAAAGAAAUAAUCUCAACAUUUAAAACUGGAAUGUAUUUAACAGAUCUUUGUAUUUGGUAGUUAGCAACUUUGAAAUUUGAUAGAUUUUUACAUUAAGAAUCCUUUGAAUGAAUUCCCUUCCAUAUUUUGCAAGCGAGACCACUGCCAUAAUAACUUACAAUGCCCAACAUUGAAGUUAGCAUCGUUUAGUUAAGUUUCUGAUCAGAUUUCUAUGUUAAAUAAGUUUCUAAUCAGAAUUGCAUGCAGGGGAUUUUCCUUGAUAACUCAGAAAUAAAGGGAUUCAUCUAUUUUUAUUGUUUUUUUUUCUGUUAGAAUUUAAUUUUUUUUCCCAAAAACUAGAAAAAAAGUGGGAUUACUUCCUUGUAGAAAAACAGGUAUUUAAAAAUCACUAAAACAAUGUCUUGAAGUUUAUAUUAGAUUUUUGAGAAUAUUAUCUAUUAUAAAUACAUUAAAAUGCCAAUAAUGCUUUGAAAAGAUCAGUCAAUUCUUAAAAUGAAUCUGAUAUUAUUUAAAUUCUCAAACUAUGAAGGAUUUGAACUUGUACAAUAAAUUAGGAGGGCAAAAAGGGGCAAUGAGAUAUCCAUGGCAGAUAGGAUAAAGGAAAAUUCUAAAAAUUAUAAGUAUAGUAACAGUAAAAGCAUAGUUAGGGAGAGAUUAGGUCCCCUUAAGGAUCAUCAUGGUAACCUAUAUGUAUGUGGAGGAACUGUAAUAAGAGACAUCUGGACUGGUACUUGAAUGAGUAAGGCAUUGAGGGAUAUGGAAUUCAUACAGACAAGUCAGAUCAGUUUUGAUAGGCAUGAUCAGCAUGGCUGUGGUGGGUCGAAGAGCUUGUUUCUAUGCUGUGCAGGUCUAUGAACUUUAAAGUUCCAUCAAUCCGAUGUACUCAGGACUUCAGUGAUGCUGGACUGGCAGAUUAAAGGGAGAGCAGUAAACAGGGUUUCAGGGAAUUAAAUGGGAGUGUGGGGAAAAGGGGUCCUGAUGAGUUUCAAGGGAGACAGUAACCGAUGCUCUGGUGUGUUUACAGGGAGAACAGGAAAAAGGGCUUCAGCGAAUCCAGCAUAGAAAUCGGGGCCCUAGUCUGUCAUGGCAGUGGCGGAACAGGUGACCCUGUGUGUUAAUGAGAGUGUGGAAACAGAACACUGGUGUGUUAAGGCAAAUGUGGGAAUCAGUAUCGAUGAGCCAGUUGCUGAACCAUCAGGAUUUCUGAACAAUAGGGGAUGAGUUUCACUGUAUUCUUCGGAGCAUAUAUUAUCAUUUCAUUACCUAAAGGGCCAACAAAUAAUUCUGAUGUUUCCCAUCAGAUCCCUUCACCCACAGGAUUAUGAAAGUUAAUUUUAGUAUGCAGCCCAUAUGCUUAUUAGACUUUAUAAUAAAAAUAUGUAUCCUAAUUUACACUCUAAUGCAUGAAAUAUGAAUGCCAAUGAGAAAGUUUUCCCAUUUUUGUUAUUUUUAUUUAUUCUCACAUGAAUUUAUAUAUUGGAAAGAUAUGGAAAAUUAGUUUGCCUGGGCUUGUAAAUUCAGUUUUGUAGCUGCUUUUGGUACAGUAAGUAUUUGAUUUAUGAAUUAUUGGUAUUAUGACAUUUACUUUUUGGAAUACACAUCUUCAAUUCAUGAAACGAUUUAUCUCUAUUAACUAAUAUCAAGUUACACUCUAUACAUAAGGAGAUGCUUUACCAAAAUAUAUUUUGCCCAGCCUUUCAAUUUAUGAAAUUUUGCUUAACAAUAUAUUUCCAGAAACUGUAAGUAUCCCUCCCUGAUACAGAUUAGCUUUGUUCGGCCUUGAGCCCAUCCAGGUUGGUUAAUGUCAUCUGAGACUCAGAACAGUGUCACUCGGACCUUUUCUAAAAGUUUGUUGAAGCUACUAAUGUAAUGUGUAAUACUACAGUGGACAGAACACAAGUUUCUUGUAGUUUCUUGUAACAUCCUAUAUGAUAAGCAAUGUUAUAAACUAUAAAGAAGUACCAGCAUUGCUGAAGCUUUUAUACUUUUAAUCUUACACAGCUUUAACUCCUAACUAAAAUUUGCAUGUAAUUAGCUCUUACUAGGAAUCAGGAUACAACUCACCCCAGUGUUUUAAGAUGUGUUUAAAUCUGUCUGUAGUUUCUUUGUAAAACUUAAAGAUUUGCUCUCAACCACCCCCUCCACCUCCCCCCCCCCCCCACACACACACCCUCCCCUACCUCUGAUGGACACCUUUUCAUUAAAAUGAUGCCCAUGACAAUUAUUGAAGCAAACCUUGCCCCUUUCCCUUUGUGAUCGUCCCUUCCAUGUGGAACUCAUUCACCCUAAUGCCAAUUAGUCCUAUGUCAUCAAUUUUUACUGAAGAGACAUGGAGGAAAGGAACUCUAAGCUUAUCAUCACCAGGAGGAAUUUUCUAAAUGUGCAGACAUUCAGUGGACAGUCAGACUGCAAAACCUGUUUCAAGAAAAUGAAGAACGUUAAUCUUGUUUGUGAAAGAAAUGAACUGUUGCCUCGCAGCAGCUUCAGUUCACAGCCUGUUUCAUGGUCUCAGCAUGUUGUAUAGAAUUUUGAUCAAUGUUGUUCAAACAGGAUGUAAGUGCCUGAAUUCCUGAAGGUAUGGCCUACAGAAUGCAUCCUUCUCAUAAUUCAAGGAAAUGCUGUUUUGUUUGUGGCUGAGGAAAAAAAAUUGCUUUAACAUUCUACCUUUCAUUACAGAUAACUUGAGAAGUGUAGUACAUGUUGUGAGGAAAUCAGAGUGCAUACAUGAGUGAUUUUCCUGAGCUAAUGCCUGCCACCAUGUAUUGGAAAAUCACAAUUGGUGUGCCUGAAAUUAAUGUCAAAAGAUUCUCAGUUUCCACAAGGGAAGAGGUAUAGGUAAUUUCGCCCCUUCAGCCUGUUCCUUCAGUCAGUGAUGUCAUGGUUGAUCUGUAACUCUUUCUCCAUAUCCUUCAAUGCCUUUGGUUAACAAAAGAUUGUCAAGCUCAGAUUUUAAAUUAACAAUUGACCUACUAUCAAUUAUUACUUUUGGAAACGUUCUAAGGUAUGAAAGUAUUACGUAAUUGCACUCUUAAAAGCUUGUGGAUUUGGAUUUUAGAGCUUUGGACUGUGCCCCCUUAAUUCCUAGAUUCCCCAGUCAUUUUGGUAAAUCUGUGUAGCAUUCCCUCCAACAUGUCGUUCCUAAAGUGUGCCCAGGACUGCUCCUAAAAUUCCCCAUGUCUAACCAAAACUUAGAAUAGUCCUUUCAUAACUGCUACUCCCAGCUGUUCUGCAUGGCAUUCCAUUAGUCUGGUUAUUUUUAAUUUUUUUUAAUUUAAUAUUUUUAUAUAUGAACCCACUGAGUCUCUAUUAGACCACCAUUAUUUCUGGUGUUUCAACAUUUGUAAAGAAUUUUCUAUUUUUCAAUCCAAAAUUGAUGAUGUGGCAUUUUCACUGAAAUCCAUUUGCCAGUGUUAUGCCCAUUCACUUAAACUAUGUAAUUUAGUUGUUUCCAUCAGUACUAUACCCAUUUUUAUUUUAUGGUAACCUUGAACAUGUGAUUUCAAUUCCAUUAACUAGAUCAGAUGUUAACUUUUUGUGAACAAUUUUUGGGUCAAAGUAAAUGUCAAUCAAAAUUGUUGCAAUUCACUUGACAUGCUUGUAAACGGAGGCAGCUAAAUGUCAAAUAGCUUAAAAAUCUCUUUUUCAAAUUUUGCCAUGCAUACAAGGCCAAUGAAAGCAGUAAAAGAGGUCUUAACUGCAGGGUCAAGGCCUGUUUCACAGUUAGUAACAGGUUUCCACUUUAGUUGGGCUGCUCUGUGAGGACCUGAGACACCUGUCUUCCUCCAGAUAAUCAUUCUUUUUCAUUUCUCCUGUUUACCCCCAUGUCCACCCCUGUCAACUGCCUGUCUCUAUUUCCAUUAUCUUCCUGCCACCUUUCCUACCAUCUAUCAUUUGUAAUAUACCCCAAUGAUUCCCCCAUCCCAACAAUCUAUCUCCUCUUCAAUACCCCUUUGAUGUGAUCUUCUUUCUGUAAUGACCGAUCACACAGUAAAUUCAUGUACAUCCUAUGGGUCAAGCCAAGGGUUAGCCUGCAGCCCAUAGUUCGCCUUUCCCCAAUCUAAAUGAUAUUGUGAACAAAUGCAGAUCACUGUAAGUCAGGUUGUCUCAUUUUCAAUAUUUUCCUUUGUUGUAACUAUGUUAACUUAUGCCUUCAUUUUUGAGUUUAGUUAAUAAUUCUUGAGAGCAAAGUUUAAUGCAUCCUUUUCUGGAAGUAUAUAUAAAUAAUGUUGUAAUUACCUUCCUGUCCAUUACUUCCAAUGAUUUCAAUUGGGUUCAUCAGGGCUGACCUAGCCUCUACAAAUCUAAUGUGCUGAAAAUGUUCAACAUUUAAUUUUAUGCUUAAUUAUGGACUCUUAAUUUUCCAGCAAUAGGUGGUAGACUAACUGAUCUAUAAUGCUCCCUUUUUUGCCUUUCUUAAACAGCAGAGUACCAUGUUCAAUUUUCCAAUCCAAUGGAGGACUUGGGAAACUUUCAACUGAAAUUCCAGUUUAAAAAAUUGGAACUUCGGAAGGUUAUAGUUGACGAUGGACAUCAGUGAUGCCAUAUAUGUUUUAAAAUCCUGGGAUAGGAAUUGUUUUAGUGAUUGAAAUUCUUUACUGCUAUUUCUUCAUACUGUUGUCAUGAAUUUUAGUUAAUUUUCUUUCUUAAUUCAGUAUUUAUUUUCAUUGUGUACAGUAUGUACUCUUUUUCUCCCACUGUACAUACCAAUUCAAGGUAAUUCGACGUUUUACCAUUUCUGUGUUCCAGUUUACAAGGUCACACUACCUACACCCUAACCUUUUCCUCAUGUAGUUCUGUAAAAUAAUUGUGUUGCACUCACUUUCAAUUUUACUUGCAUAUACUUUUUGUUCUAGUUUAGUUAUACUUUUCAUCUUUUUCCUUGUGAUACCUUUAGAUUGUUUGGGCUGAAUUAAUAUACGUAUUAGUGACUAGCAGUUUCGUAGGGAAUUGUCAGCAUUCAACUGCUUCCAAUUAAGUCCUGGAUGUGUGCAGCCCAGCUGAAUGGAUAGCACUCCUCAGGGUCCAACAGCAGAACUUGAUCAUGCUGGAAUUCUCCGGCACUAACCUUGGGAAGCCAACUUUCUUAAACAGUUCUCACCACACCUGGCAUCCAAAUGGGGGUCCCUGGCCCUGUAAACUAGAUGGGUAAAGGUAAGUAAUUCUGUUUUUUUACGAACACCUAAGAAAUAAUUAAAAAUGUUCUUUUUUAAAAUUUUUUGAUUAUUUAAAACACUUAAUUCUUAAAUGUCUCUGAACAUCUGUAAACUGUUACAAAGCUUUGAAGAAGGUAAAGCUCCACCCCAAUCUUGCCUUCUGUCAAAAGCUUUCAGGGUAUUCCAGAGGCAGACCCUCAGGGGUAGUUUGUUCUUGACCUAUUCACUGUUGAGGUCUCACUGAUUAUCUUUUAGAGGCAGUAGGUCAACUUGUUCAGUCCUCCAGAUCUGGUCGGGUAAGAAUGGUGAUAAUAAUUUGAAUGGCAGACCAAGCCAUCUUUAUUCGCACCAUUAUACAUGCUGCUCAUUCCCCUUUUACAAAUUAAAGGUAAUUGUGACUAGGCCAUUUAAACUUUCCAUAAGGGUCUUAGUGAGAGCCUGCAUCAGGUGGAAUCCUUAUCAAUAGUAUAGUUCCUGUUUCAGAACUGAUGCCAGGGCCCUAUAAAAUGGAACUCCUCUUUCCCAUACUACUAUUUCGGCUACCUGUUUGCCUCUUCAAUCUCCUUAACCCUGCACCGUUCUCCAUGUGGCUCAGGUAGUAACUCAGAGGUCAUAGUUCUUGAUGUUUUUGGGAACUUGGAGAUAAAGACAACCUCAUUCCUUUCUAUUUAAAUAGACCGUAACAAUAUGAUACUUUAUAUUUUCAAGUCAGUUUGAGAUGUUACUCAUUUUGUCACCAAGUACGUAAAACAUACUAAUGUAGGGCACACUUCUGUCACAAAGGCUCAUUUAUGAUCCCCAUUGAUUGAUUCCCUGCGGCUGUAAGGUUUACAAUUUGCAUCUUUCUGGCCUCCUCCUCUUAGGUGUCAUGGCCAUUAUUCUGGCCUACUUUCUGACAGUAUUCUUAUACUCACAGAUAGCAAGAUAUUUGUUGUAUAGUAUUAGUUUCUAUGGAUCCUUCCUCCAUCUCAUUGAGGUUCCCAUUACUCUGUACACAUGCAAAUUACAAAUCUAGCUAUGUGGUAAUUACCCACUGUCAAAUCAGGUAAGAACUUUUAUUAAUAAAUAACUUUGAAAGAUAAUGUCUAUUUAAAUAUUACUAAUUUUUUGCAAUAUUCCCUUUGGUUAUGAAGCAUAUUUAUAUGCAUGUUACAAAAUGACAAGAAAACAUUUAAGUGCAUUCUAAUCUAGGAUCUAAUUUAUUUCAUCUAUAUUAGACUAUAAGAGAAGUACUGAAUUUGGGCUAAAGUUUCAGCAGAUUAGGAGAUCUGCCCUGAUGUGGUUUCCUGAAUCCCAUGAAAUUCCAUAAUCAGAUUGGUUGAACUGGUUGAAAAUGCUGCAGGAGAACAUGAAAGGGGAGACAAAAAGCUAAAGAUUUCCUCUUCAAACAGUCAACCAUGUGGCCUACAUUUCUAUCAUUUGCAGACUUCUUUAUCAUGCUGCCUAGUUUAAAUCAUCAACAUGUAUUGCACAAAGGACCGAGGACAUUAAAAUUCUAAUAAUCUGCCAUCCGACUACUCGGAAGUGUUGAUGGUUCAGCAUUUGGCUUGCUGCGCUCCCUUUCAACUCACCAGGUUCACUGGAAAAUUUAUUAUUCACUUUUUAAAAAAAACUAAAAGUAUGUUGGAGAUAUAAUAGGAAUGACAUUCAAUAGUGUGGAAACUCUGCCAAUCCAGCACCACCGAAGUCCCGUGUGUGCCAGAUUAACUGAGUUUUACUGUUCUGAGCCCUGUGAAACCUCACUGGAAACAGCCUUCCAGUCAAAAACAACCGUCAAUCAUUAUCCUUUGCCUUUUGCCAUUGAGUUAAUUUCGAAUCCAGUUUGCCUUUGAACUUCAUGGACAUUC
Pristis pectinata (smalltooth sawfish) is the source of this 10570-nucleotide messenger RNA. It is a transcript of the gene pja2, whose product is annotated as praja ring finger ubiquitin ligase 2. The transcript is spliced from 11 exons. Lineage: Eukaryota; Metazoa; Chordata; Chondrichthyes; Rhinopristiformes; Pristidae. The coding region runs from base 519 to 2927 and encodes 802 amino acids. The record is from RefSeq and is a predicted model, not a curated record.